Messenger RNA from Morone saxatilis (striped sea-bass), 1311 nucleotides. RefSeq names its product selenoprotein I (gene selenoi). NCBI's taxonomy places the organism in Eukaryota, Metazoa, Chordata, Actinopteri, Moronidae. The record is from RefSeq and is a predicted model, not a curated record. Bases 154 to 1311 code for a protein of 385 amino acids. The transcript has 10 exons. Gene Ontology annotation, molecular function: ethanolaminephosphotransferase activity. Gene Ontology annotation, cellular component: Golgi apparatus; endoplasmic reticulum membrane. Gene Ontology annotation, biological process: phosphatidylethanolamine biosynthetic process.
UAGGAGUGGCCUAAAUGUUUCGACAUCACCUCACCCGGCGUGAACGACAGCGGCCAAGCUAGAUGGUACUUCGACUCGGCAGCUAACGUUGGGGAUUGGAUUUUCCAGGCAGAGAUAUCCAUUUAUGUCAUUGUGGAGCCCGGCUGUACCAACAUGGCUCUUUACGAAUAUGUCACUCAGGAGCAGCUCGCGGGCUUCGACAAAUACAAGUACAGCGCAGUGGACUCGAAUCCCCUGUCUGUCUAUGUCAUGCACCCUUUCUGGAACUUUGUGGUGAAGUUUCUACCAACAUGGUUGGCGCCAAACCUCAUUACAUUUACAGGCUUUAUGUUCCUUGUGUUGAAUUUCCUCAUGUUGGCCUUCUACGACUCUGACUUUACUGCCUCUGCUGCAGGACAUGAACACGUGCCUAGCUGGGUCUGGGUUGCUGCAGGGAUCUUCAACUUCUUGGCCUAUACACUGGAUGGUGUUGAUGGUAAACAGGCUCGUCGCACCAAUUCAUCCACACCACUAGGGGAGCUGUUUGACCAUGGCCUGGACAGUUGGGCCUGCAUCUUCUUUGUGGCCACUGUCUACUCCAUAUUUGGUCGAGGGGAAAGUGGCGUGGGCGUGGCCACACUGUAUUACAUCCUGUGGGUGGUGCUGUUCUCGUUCAUUCUGUCUCAUUGGGAGAAAUAUAACACUGGCAUCUUGUUUCUGCCCUGGGGAUACGAUAUCAGCCAAGUGACCAUAUCCCUCGUUUACUUGGUCACUGCUGUGGUCGGCGUGGAAACGUGGUACAAGCCGGUCUUUUGGCACUUCCUCUACAGAGACCUUUUCACCUUUAUGAUCAUCGCCUGUUCCUUCACUGUGACCUUACCCAUGAGCCUCUACAAUGUCCUGAAAGCUUACCGCAGUAACACUCUGAAGCACAGCAGCCUGUACGAAGCAUUCCUUCCCUUCCUUUCUCCUGUCCUCCUCUUUGUCUUGUCCACAACUUGGGUGGUCUACUCUCCAUCCGAGAUCCUCGAGCUGCAGCCCAGGGUCUUCUACCUCAUGGUGGGGACAGCCUUCGCUAAUGUCACGUGUAAGCUGAUUGUGUGUCAGAUGAGUAACACACGUUGCCAGGCACUGAGCUGGCUGUUGCUGCCCAUGGCGCCGGUGGUUUUGUUAGCGGUGACCGGGGUGGUCGGCAACGAGACCGUGCUCCUGUAUCUGUGGACAGCUGCUGUCAUACUAGCGCACAUACACUACGGUGUAUCAGUGGUACAACAGCUCAGCAGCCACUUCAACAUCCUCGCCUUCUCCCUGAAAAAGCCCAACAGUGACUGA